Molecule: messenger RNA, 717 nt
Organism: Sipha flava (yellow sugarcane aphid)
Lineage: Eukaryota; Metazoa; Arthropoda; Insecta; Hemiptera; Aphididae
Exons: 3
Coding region: 1-717 (238 amino acids)
Molecular function (GO): protein dimerization activity
Source: RefSeq, a predicted model, not a curated record
AUGGCCAUGAGUUUGGCUCAAGAUACAUCGGACGAACUAAAUGCAUUUAGGGAAAACGCUGAUAGUGAGUUUCAUGAAAUUUUUAUAAAAGCAAAAAAUAUUGCCAACAAAUUUGAAUCACCUUUAAAGAUACCAAGAAUAUCUAAUGUUCAAAAAAAUAGAAUGAAUAUUAAAACUGACGACCUCGAAAAGUACUAUCGCAUAUCCAUAUUUAUUCCAUGUAUUGACUCAUUUAUUAAUCAGCUCAAAACUAGAUUUAUUGACCAUAAAACUAUUUUAAAUGGCUUUCAAUCACUUUUUGACACAAAAGGAAGUGAAGAUGAUUCUAUAAAAUUAAUUGAUACAUACAAAGAAGAAUUCAAUUCACCUACAUCAGUUGUACUUGGAGAGUUCAAGUUAUGGCAAAGAAAAUUAAGUAACAUGAACGACAAGCCAAAUAAUGCAAUUGAUGCAUUGAAUAUAUGCAAUAAAGACAUGUAUCCUGGUAUAUUCAAUUUGCUUCAAAUUCUAGCAACACUCCCUGUAUCGACUGCGUCAAAUGGAAGAACAUUUUCGAAAUUAAAGUUAAUAAAAACGUACUUACGUAAUACUAUUUCUGAAAAUAGACUUAAUGGAUUGGCUAUGAUGUCCAUUUAUAGAAAAGAUUCUCUCUUACCAGAAGACAUUUUAGAUGAACUUACUCGGCCCGAAAAGAAGCAAUCAAUAUGGGAUGUCUAG